AUGGUGUCAACUGCCAACAGUGCCCCCAGCAAUGGCAUCACCGGGGGCUAUACUGGCCACGAUCUGGGCCUGCAAAUCGCCAUGGGCACCUUCAUAGGUAUAGCCUGGUACAAUGCCAUCGAACUCAUCGCUCUGAUUUUCGUGACAUUCCGAAGUUACCGUGGCCUGUACUUUUGGAGUCUUCUGAUUUCGUCCGCGUUUGGGGUGUUGCCGUAUUCAGUCGGGUUCUUGAUGAAGUUUUUCCAGCUCACGUCGGCGACGUGGUUGUCCGUUACGCUGUUGACCCUCGGCUGGUAUACAAUGGUUACUGGUCAGUCAAUGGUGCUGUAUUCCAGACUCCAUCUGUUAAAUAGGAACCCCAAUGUGCUGCGGCCGGUGCUGUGCAUGAUUAUUGUUGAUGCGAUUGUCUUGCACGUCCCGACGACGGUGUUGACAUAUGGCUCGAAUUUUGCUAGUUCAAACCAUCGCUAUGUGGAUGGGCAUAAUAUAAUGGAGAAGAUCCAGAUGACGGGAUUCUGUCUGCAGGAGUUUAUCCUGUCCGGCAUCUAUAUCUAUGAAACCAUUGUCUUGUUGAGAGCGAAUCCGGAACGUGGAAGGCGCAAGAUCAUGUAUCAGCUCAUUGCCAUCAACCUGAUCAUUAUCCUGAUGGACAUUGCUCUACUUGUGGUUGAGUACAAAAACAUUUAUGUGAUAGAAACCACGCUCAAGGGGGCCAUCUACAGCAUUAAAUUGAAGCUUGAAUUCGCCGUCUUGGGACAAUUGAUCCGACUUGUGCGCACACACUCCUGGAAACCCCAAUCGGCGAUACCCGGUGCUGUCAAUGGUACCAACGGAUUGAAUAUCAUCAAUGACGAUGCUCCUCCUGACUUUGUGGAUGCAAGUCGUGUCACUUCUGAUCUUACACAUGCCACGCCACCACCACGCAAUAGCUCCCAUCAUCGCCCUUUUGAUGAUAUGGAUGAUAUUUCAAUAGCCAUGUUUGAGCAUUCGACGCCGUUACAGGAUCAGGAGGAGAUUCCUGAUAUGCGGGAAAUACGGACACAGGGUAUGAAUUCGACUGAAAAAUCCUGGAGUGGAGAGACGAGGAUGAUUGGAAAUGCACCUCAGAUUCCCGACUCGGAGACGGUGGACUUUGCAGAUGAGGCACAUACAAAUGCAAAUGCACAUGAUCAGGGACGUUAUUUGUCAAUACGACUGUCUAAUUAUGAUCAACCGGGUUGA
Molecule: messenger RNA, 1221 nt
Organism: Talaromyces marneffei
Lineage: Eukaryota; Fungi; Ascomycota; Eurotiomycetes; Eurotiales; Trichocomaceae
Exons: 1
Coding region: 1-1221 (406 amino acids)
Source: RefSeq, a predicted model, not a curated record